AGUAUUUAGUUCGGACAUUUAGAUGAUUACUGUUUAUAUCGACUAACAUUUAAAUUUUGUGUACAGCAAAUGAGUUUUUGCUUUCGUUGUUGGAUUGCAUAUAGCAGUUAUAUUCGGUGAAGAGGCUGCACACAAGUAUGGUGGACACUUUACAAGUGUCCUUUGAGGAGGAUGGUUUUGCUACCAUACAGAUGAUGAAUGGAGAAAACAGGUUCCAGUUGUCGAUCAUUGAUGAAUGGAACAGGGCUUUGGAUAAAGUUUUAGAGAACAAGAACACGAAGGGUUUACUGAUCAAGGGAAUGGGCCGAUUUUUCUCUAACGGGAUCGACUUAAACUGGCUGGGCGAACAGGAAGGCGACUCGCGGCGGAAAUUCAUGGACGGCCUCCACAGAAUGCUGGUCCGUGUUCUUGUGUUCCCGGUUCCAACAGCCGCCCUCAUAAAUGGCCAUGCAUUUGGUGCGGGGGCGUUCCUGGCGCUCGCCUGCGACUUCCGGUUGAUGCGGCCUGACCGCGGCUGGCUCUGUUGGCCGGAGACGGCUAUCGGGAUGCGCUUCGGCGAUAACCUACUUAAAGUAGCCAAGUCCAAGAUUCCGCCCGGAAUCGCACAGAAGGAGGCUUUGGUGUACGCCAAGCGUCUGACCGGCCCUGAAGCCAAGCGUCUUCAGUUCGCAGACGUUCUCACCGAGGAAGCAAAGAUGCCGGCGGAGGCGAGAGUGCUUAUUUCCGGCGCGCUAGGACGGAAUGGGAUAUCCCGAGAACUUCUUCAAAACACGAAAACAGACAUGUAUGGAACGGAACUGCAUCAUAUCAUAUCAAAGCUUUAGUCAAACAUUAACAUGGUCAAGUUGUGUGCAAUGUAUUGAAGACAUUCUAUAAGACACAUAUUAAGUGCCAUUUGAUUUUUCUAGACUUUCUCUUAGAUUACAGGCUCUUGUUGUAGAACACGAUAACACAAAAAUCACUUCUGUGCAUUUUUCAGGGAUUAGAACCAAGGGAACUCUACUAGUAUGUUCGUUUAAAUUGAUAGAAAACACGUUCUUGUUGGUUUAUACAUUGAAUAAAGUGAUUAUUCCCCUUUAAUAAAAUUUAAUAAUUGUACCAUCAGUCACAUGAAUAUAGCGCCACAACUUGACUGGUAGUGUCCGUGAGUUUUGCCUUUAGUUCAAUAACUUCAACUCAUAAUUGAACAUAAUAUGUACACGUAUGGUCCUUAUUGAGCAUUAUAGGUACACAUGUGGUCCUUAUUGAACAUAAUAUGUACACGUAUGGUCCUAAUUGAGCAUUAUAGGUACACAUGUGGUCCUUAUUGAACUUAAUAUGUACACGUAUGGUCCUAAUUGAGCAUUAUAGGUACACAUGUGGUCCUUAUUGAACAUAAUAUGUACACGUAUGGUCCUAUUUGAGCAUUAUAGGUACACAUGUGGUCCUUAUUAAACAUAAUAUGUACACGUAUGGUCCUAAUUGAGCAUUAUAGGUACACAUGUGGUCCUUAUUGAACAUAAUAUGUACACGUAUGGUCCUUAUUAUCCCCCGCCGAACCGAAGGUUUCGGGAGGGGGAUAUUGUUUUGGCGUUGUCCGUCCGUCCGUCAUUCCGUCCAUUUGGGGCCAUAUCUUGGUAGGCAUUGAUCAAAAAAUGUUCAAACUUAGUCAGAAUGUUCCCCUUCAUCAAAGCACGACCACUUGUAAAAGUGAGUCACAUGGGGUCAAAAACUAGGUCACAAGGUCAAAUCUUAGAAAAAUCUUUGGAACACAUUAGAGGCAUUAUGUAUGGCCAUGAAACGUGAUCAGAAUUUUUUCCUUGAUGAACUCUUUGACAUGUUUAAAACUGAGUCACAUGUGAUAACAAAUUAGGUCACUCGGUCAAAUCUUACAAAAAUCUUGUCCGAAACCAUUUCCGGGUAGUGACUGGUCGGAUUAUGUUCAUACAUGUAUGACUGAACACAUGAUAAUAAAUAUAUGUAUUUUAUGAUGAUUUACUUCCAUCAACUUCCAUUAUAAUCGAUUAUGAUAGGUUAUAAUCAAUAAUCACCAACAUGAAGCUCCUAUGAGCUUGAAAAUAACACACAGAGAACAUGAUCAACAGGUAACUUAAAAUGUCAUUUUCCACUAUUUACUGUUAUCACUUCAGACAUAUCUGAUCUUUCAGUUUGAAAUCAUUCAAAUUCAUAGAAACUAUUACAAAUGUUACUCUAUAUACAAAACUUUCAUUUCAAAUAAUUCCAAACAAACUCAAACUUAUAUCCAACGUUCAUAACAGUCCAUUUCUCUACAGCCAUAUUACAUUUUAAUAUAGGAAUAUUCCACCUACUUUUCAUUUCCAAUCCAUGAACUUUGCUUAAUCAAGCGGGGGAUAUCAAUUCAACGAAUUUUCUUGUUUAAUAUCAUUUAAAAAAAUGUACAA
Mya arenaria is the source of this 2402-nucleotide messenger RNA. RefSeq lists its product as uncharacterized. Lineage: Eukaryota; Metazoa; Mollusca; Bivalvia; Myida; Myidae. The coding region runs from base 138 to 824 and encodes 228 amino acids. Gene Ontology annotation, biological process: fatty acid beta-oxidation. The record is from RefSeq and is a predicted model, not a curated record. The transcript has 4 exons. Gene Ontology annotation, cellular component: peroxisome. Gene Ontology annotation, molecular function: enoyl-CoA hydratase activity; delta(3)-delta(2)-enoyl-CoA isomerase activity.